Molecule: messenger RNA, 4731 nt
Organism: Lethenteron reissneri (Far Eastern brook lamprey)
Lineage: Eukaryota; Metazoa; Chordata; Hyperoartia; Petromyzontiformes; Petromyzontidae
Product: low-density lipoprotein receptor-related protein 2-like
Biological process (GO): receptor-mediated endocytosis
Cellular component (GO): apical plasma membrane; plasma membrane; signaling receptor complex
Molecular function (GO): protein binding; hormone binding
Source: RefSeq, a predicted model, not a curated record
CUCGCAAGAGUAGUUGGCAUGUUGAAAAAUUUGCAUUUAUUUUACAUCUUUUGAAAUUUGGUUACAGUGCUAACAGGUUUUUCUUCGAGGACAGCUUUAGUUGUCUCUAGCCUGUGCUUGGUUGUGGUAGUACGGUGUCUGAGGACGAGCUAUACAUUACAUUUGAUGAGGUACAUUCUACAAACAGUAACACUGUGACUGACAAUGGAUAAGAAACCUUUUCUUUGGCUGAGCAUCCUGAUGGUGGUUACAGGAGUACAAGGAAACUGCACAGACAGUGAAUUCCAGUGUGCGAAUGGACAGCAGUGCAUGCCUGCUUGGUUUUACUGCAAUGGAGAGGCUGACUGCAUUGAUCGCAGCGACGAACCUCUGAACUGUCAGUGCCACCCAGACCAGAAACGUUGUAAUAAUGGGAGCUGCAUGGCAGUAAAGUUCUUCUGUGAUGGAGUCAAUGACUGUGGCGAUUAUUCGGAUGAGACUAGCUGCAACUGCACAGAUGGGUAUUUUUAUUGCAGCAAUGGACCAUGCAUUCCACAAUCCUUCGUCUGUGAUGGGGACUCAGACUGUGAAGAUCAGACCGAUGAGCAGAACUGCCAGUGUAGCCCUGGCCAACAGAGCUGUCAGAACGGGAACUGUGUGGAAAAUGAGUUCGUCUGUGAUGGAGUUGAUGACUGUGGGGAUUACUCUGAUGAGAGCAUUUGCAGCUGCACAGAUGGAUACUUUCAUUGCAACAAUGGACCAUGCAUUCCAGUUUCCUUCCUCUGUGAUGGGGAUUCAGACUGUGAGGAUCAGAGUGAUGAGAAGAACUGCCAGUGUGGGCCUGACCAACAGCGCUGUCAGAAUGGGAACUGGGUGCAAAAUGAGUUCCUGUGUGAUGGAGGUGAUGACUGUGGGGACUACUCCGAUGAGACCAACUGCAGCUGCACAGAUGGUUACUUUCAUUGUAGCAAUGGCCCAUGCAUUCCACUUUCCUUCCUCUGUGAUGGGAAUUCAGACUGUGAGGAGCACAGUGAUGAGAAGAACUGCCAGUGCGGCCUUGACCAACAGCGCUGUCAGAAUGGGAAUUGUGUGCAAAAUGAGUUCCUGUGUGAUGGAGCGGAUGAUUGCGGGGACUACUCUGAUGAGAUAAACUGCAGCUGCACAGAUGGGUACUUUCAUUGCAGCAAUGGACCAUGCAUUCCACGCUCAUUCGUCUGUGAUGAGGAUUCGGACUGUGUGGAUCAGAGCGAUGAGAAGAACUGCCAGUGUGGGCCUGACCAACACCGCUGUCAGAAUGGGAACUGUGUGCAACAUGAGUUCUUGUGUGAUGGAGCCGACGAUUGUGGGGACUACUCUGAUGAAACAAACUGCAGCUGCACAGAUGGGUAUUUUCAUUGCAGCAAUGGACCAUGCAUUCCACAAUCAUUCGUCUGUGAUGGGGAUUUGGACAGUGUGGAUCAGAGCGAUGAGAAGAACUGCCAGUGCGGCCUUGACCAACAGCGCUGUCAGAAUGGGAAUUGUGUGCAAAAUGAGUUCCUGUGUGAUGGAGCGGAUGAUUGCGGGGACUACUCUGAUGAGACAAACUGCAGCUGCACAGAUGGUUACUUUCAUUGCAGCAAUGGACCAUGCAUUCCACUUUCCUUCCUCUGUGAUGAGGAUUCGGACUGUGUGGAUCAGAGCGAUGAGAAGAACUGCCAGUGUGGGCCUGACCAACACCGCUUUCAGAAUGGGAACUGUGUGCAACAUGAGUUCUUGUGUGAUGGAGCCGACGAUUGUGGGGACUACUCUGAUGAAACAAACUGCAGCUGCACAGAUGGGUAUUUUCAUUGCAGCAAUGGGCCAUGCAUUCCACGUUCAUUCGUCUGUGAUGGGGAUUUGGACUGUGUGGAUCAGAGCGAUGAGAAGAACUGCCAGUGCGGCCUUGACCAACAGCGCUGUCAGAAUGGGAAUUGUGUGCAAAAUGAGUUCCUGUGUGAUGGAGCGGAUGAUUGCGGGGACUACUCUGAUGAGACAAACUGCAGCUGCACAGAUGGUUACUUUCGUUGCAGCAAUGGACCAUGCAUUCCACUUUCCUUCCUCUGUGAUGAGGAUUCGGACUGUGUGGAUCAGAGCGAUGAGAAGAACUGCCAGUGUGGGCCUGACCAACACCGCUGUCAGAAUGGGAACUGUGUGCAACAUGAGUUCUUGUGUGAUGGAGCCGACGAUUGUGGGGACUACUCUGAUGAAACAAACUGCAGCUGCACAGAUGGGUAUUUUCAUUGCAGCAAUGGAACAUGCAUUCCACGUUCAUUCGUCUGUGAUGGGGAUUUGGACUGUGUGGAUCAGAGCGAUGAGAAGAACUGCCAGUGCGGCCUUGACCAACAGCGCUGUCAGAAUGGGAAUUGUGUGCAAAAUGAGUUCCUGUGUGAUGGAGCGGAUGAUUGCGGGGACUACUCUGAUGAGACAAACUGCAGCUGCACAGAUGGGUAUUUUCAUUGCAGCAAUGGACCAUGCAUUCCACGUUCAUUCGUCUGUGAUGGGGAUUUGGACUGUGUGGAUCAGAGCGAUGAGAAGAACUGCCAUUGCGGCCUUGACCAACAGCGCUGUCAGAAUGGGAAUUGUGUGCAAAAUGAGUUCCUGUGUGAUGGAGCGGAUGAUUGCGGGGACUACUCUGAUGAGACAAACUGCAGCUGCACAGAUGGUUACUUUCGUUGCAGCAAUGGACCAUGCAUUCCACUUUCCUUCCUCUGUGAUGAGGAUUCGGACUGUGUGGAUCAGAGCGAUGAGAAGAACUGCCAGUGUGGGCCUGACCAACACCGCUGUCAGAAUGGGAACUGUGUGCAACAUGAGUUCUUGUGUGAUGGAGCCGACGAUUGUGGGGACUACUCUGAUGAAACAAACUGCAGCUGCACAGAUGGGUAUUUUCAUUGCAGCAAUGGAACAUGCAUUCCACGUUCAUUCGUCUGUGAUGGGGAUUUGGACUGUGUGGAUCAGAGCGAUGAGAAGAACUGCCAGUGCGGCCUUGACCAACAGCGCUGUCAGAAUGGGAAUUGUGUGCAAAAUGAGUUCCUGUGUGAUGGAGCGGAUGAUUGCGGGGACUACUCUGAUGAGACAAACUGCAGCUGCACAGAUGGGUAUUUUCAUUGCAGCAAUGGACCAUGCAUUCCACGUUCAUUCGUCUGUGAUGGGGAUUUGGACUGUGUGGAUCAGAGCGAUGAGAAGAACUGCCAUUGCGGCCUUGACCAACAGCGCUGUCAGAAUGGGAAUUGUGUGCAAAAUGAGUUCCUGUGUGAUGGAGCGGAUGAUUGCGGGGACUACUCUGAUGAGACAAACUGCAGCUGCACAGAUGGUUACUUUCGUUGCAGCAAUGGACCAUGCAUUCCACUUUCCUUCCUCUGUGAUGAGGAUUCGGACUGUGUGGAUCAGAGCGAUGAGAAGAACUGCCAGUGUGGGCCUGACCAACACCGCUGUCAGAAUGGGAACUGUGUGCAACAUGAGUUCUUGUGUGAUGGAGCCGACGAUUGUGGGGACUACUCUGAUGAAACAAACUGCAGCUGCACAGAUGGGUAUUUUCAUUGCAUCAAUGGACCAUGCAUUCCACGUUCAUUCGUCUGUGACGGGAAUUCGGACUGCAUAGAUCAGAGCGAUGAGAAGAACUGCCAGUGUGGGCCUGACCAACAGCGCUGUCAGAAUGGGAACUGUGUGCAAAUUGAGUUCUUGUGUGAUGGAACCGACGAUUGUGGGGACUACUCUGAUGAAACAAACUGCAGCUGCACAGAUGGGUAUUUUCAUUGCAGCAAUGGGCCAUGCAUUCCACGUUCAUUCGUCUGUGAUGGGGAUUCGGACUGUGUGGAUCAGAGUGAUGAGAAGAACUGCAAGUGUAGUCCUGACCUACAGCACUGUGACAAAUGCACAGACUCAGUAUUCAAGUGUUCAAAUGGUUGGCAGUGUAUUCCUGGACAUUUCUACUGCGACGGAGAGCCCGACUGUGCAGACUCGAGUGAUGAGAAUGCAGACUGCCAUUGCCACCCAGACCAAUUCCGCUGUGGAAAUGGAACCUGCUUGGGAAUAACAAAUGUGUGUGAUGGAGUCAAUGAUUGUGGCGACUAUACGGAUGAGAGAAACUGCAGUUGCUCUCCAAAACAGUACACAUGCAGUAACAGCACCACGGAGUGUCUGGACUUAAUCUAUGUUUGUGAUGGAGAAGUUGACUGUAGUUAUGGAUCGGAUGAAAGCGACUGUGAUCGAGAGUGUGCUGCAAGUGAGUUCCGCUGUGAUGAUAAGAAGAACUGCAUUCGUGGAAACCUGUACUGCAAUGGGGAAUUCGACUGUGCAGACCAGAGUGAUGAGAAGCCAAACUGUCAGUGCCACCCUGACCAACUUCGUUGUGGAAACGGAACCUGCGUAGCAAAUGAGAGCUUCUGUGAUGGAAUCAAUGACUGUGGGGACUUCUUUGAUGAGAGCAACUGCACUUGUACUCAAAAUGAGUUCACAUGCAAAAACAGCAGGGAAUGUGUGAGUAGUAUGGAUGUCUGUGAUGGGAUCACAGAUUGCAGUGAUGGAUCGGACGAAAUCAACUGUAGCCAAGCCAUAUACAGAUUUACAGCUCAAGCCAUGGUCAAUAACACUAUGAAUGUUGAAGAUUUAGAAAAGGAGCUACAAGAUUAUUUGAAACGAACAUUAGUAAACAAAAAUGUUAUGAUACGCAUCACAAUACUGAAUUAAUCAUAAUAGUAAUACAUUAAGAUAAUAAAUUAACAAUGAUACAAGAAA